AUGUAUUAUUUCACGGCAAAUUUUGACAACGAAGCCAAAUUAGGUCUGGGAAAUAAUGAUCCAUUACUUGAAGACGACAGUGGUGAUAGAAACACGAAAGCUCUAGCUGCUGAUGAACCAACAUACAAACUGGAAGCUUUCGAAAAGAAUGCCAUGAUCAUAUUCAAUCAAUAUCAUGUCACCGGGUAUAACGUACCUAGGGUCGGCACUAAGGAGGACGGGAGGCGUAUCAAAAAAACACUUGAAAAAUUCGGUUUUAAAGGAAAAGAAUAUGUAGAUCUUACUAGGAAGGACAUAUUUAAAGAGUUGGAUAAAUUUAGCUCAAUGGAUUUUACCGACUACGGUUGCGUGGUGAUAGUAGUGAUGACCCAUGGCGGCGAAAACGGCCUUCUCAUGGCGAAAGACGAAGAGUACAGCGAACAGGAGAUUCUUCAAUACUUUAAGCACAGGCAGAAAUCUACAUUGGUCACCAAACCUGUCGUCGUGAUUAUCCAGGGAUACAGUUAUUACUGCUAG
Molecule: messenger RNA, 516 nt
Organism: Hyposmocoma kahamanoa
Lineage: Eukaryota; Metazoa; Arthropoda; Insecta; Lepidoptera; Cosmopterigidae
Product: caspase-3-like
Exons: 3
Coding region: 1-516 (171 amino acids)
Biological process (GO): proteolysis
Molecular function (GO): cysteine-type endopeptidase activity
Source: RefSeq, a predicted model, not a curated record